Molecule: messenger RNA, 3366 nt
Organism: Prinia subflava (tawny-flanked prinia)
Lineage: Eukaryota; Metazoa; Chordata; Aves; Passeriformes; Cisticolidae
Gene: PDSS2
Product: decaprenyl diphosphate synthase subunit 2
Exons: 8
Coding region: 186-1319 (377 amino acids)
Biological process (GO): ubiquinone biosynthetic process; isoprenoid biosynthetic process
Cellular component (GO): mitochondrion; transferase complex
Molecular function (GO): prenyltransferase activity
Source: RefSeq, a predicted model, not a curated record
GCCGCCCCCAGGGCACAAUGAGCCCGCUCCGGCCGCCGCCGCCGGGAGGGACGCGGGGCACGGGCAGGGCCGGCCGGGGCACAGCCGGGGCGCAUCUCCGGCAGCGGGACUCGUCCGCGAGCGCUCGGCGUGUGGGGCCCCGCCGGGGCUCGUAGAGGAGAGAGGAGCGUCCCUGGGGAGGCGGCAUGUGGGGCACCCUGCUGCGGCGCGGGGUCCGCGGCGCCGGCGGGCUCCGGUGCCUGUCCUCGGGCGGCCCGCCCUGGAGCCAGGUGGUGUCGGAGGCCGAGAAGAUCGUGGGGUACCCGACGUCCUUCAUGAGCCUGCGGUGCCUGCUGAGCGACGAGCUCAGCAACAUCGCCAUGCAGGUCCGCAAGCUGGUGGGCACCAAGCACCCGCUGCUCGACACCGCCCGGGGUUUUGUGUAUGAUAGCCGGAACAAUUUACAGAUGCGAGGUUUGGUCGUACUGCUUAUUUCCAAAGCUGCUGGACCCAGCACAGCAGAACUCUCUUUCCAGCACGACAUGGUCAGUGGAAUUUAUUCCAGUCAAAGGAGUCUGGCUGAGAUUACGGAGCUGAUCCACACCGCCUUUCUGGUGCACCGUGGCAUAGUAAACAUUGGUGAGCUCAAGUCCUGCGAUGGCCCCCUGAAGGAUAUGCAGUUUGGGAAUAAAAUGGCUGUUUUGAGUGGAGAUUUUCUUCUAGCAAACGCUUGCACAAGCCUUGCACAGUUGCAGAAUACCAAGGUUGUGGAACUCAUUUCAAGUGCUAUUGGUGACUUAGUUCAAGGGAUAUAUUAUGAAAACUCAAAAUCAUCUGAGGAGAACUGCCUCACAGAUGAUAUUGGCAUAUCUAGGUGGAAGGAGCAGGUUUUCCUGUCACACAGUGCCUUGCUGGCAAAGAGCUGCCAGGCUGCCAUGGAGCUAGCAAAGCACAGCGCUGAGAUCCAGGACAUGGCAUUCCAGUACGGGAAGCAUAUGUCCAUGAGUCAUAAGCUGCAUUCGGACCUGCAGCCAUUUGUUAGAGAAAAUUCUAAUGACACCAUAGCCUUCAGUUUGAAUUCUGCUCCUGCAAUCCUUCAUCAGGAAUUCGGUGGAAGGGAGGCAUGGCUUAAACAGAUUAGCGAGGCACAAGGAAAAGGAAACAUUGUGGACUAUAAGAAGCUGCAGGAAGCAAUCAAGGCUGGCAAAGGUGUGACUUCUGCCAUCGACCUCUGCCGCUGCCACGGAAACAGAGCCCUGACAGCCCUGGAGCGAUUCCCUCCCUCCGAGGCCAGGGACGCCUUGGCCAACAUUGUCUACGCCGUGACCAGGUUUCCCUGACCCGCCGCCCCGGGAGGAGCGGCUCUCCCUGCACAGGUGGAAGCAGCCCGGCAGGGACACCGGAGCUGCCUCACACCUCCAUCGCCUCGCCCAUCCCGGCACAGGAACGCGCGCCCGCUGCCGCCGCCACCAGCGAAAUUCGGGAGAGGGAAGAAAAAAGGUCACAGACGGUUUUCGCUUGUCGUGCCAGAAGCGCACUUGAGGCUGCACCGGUAGAAAUAAUUAAUGAGUCCCGUUUCCGUGACCUCAGCAAAUGGACAGGAAAUAAGUCGGUAUUGAUUGGGCACCAGCGGGGACGGCGCCAGGGCGGAGGCCGGUGGUUUUCCUGCCAGAGGGAGGGAUAGAGGGAGGGACGGAUGCAAGGGUGUGAAGAUCCAGGUGUCACGGGAAACACGCUCAAACCUGCCCAGAGAGAGAGAGCUGCCGAAGCCAGGAAUUAACAUACCCUUAUCCAAGGGGAAGGGCAGUUUGGGGGGAUUAAUGGGGGGAAAUCCCUCUCUGUCUGCGUGCGGUUGUCUCCUCACACUCUUUUUAUGUAUUCAGAUGUAAAAUUACCCUGUGCCUAAUGAGUUCUGUAUUUGAGAAACUUGCUGAGAAAAUGUGUCAGGCAUGGUAAGAAGGAGCUUUAAAAUAUUUAAUCAAAUAUUAAUUUGGCUCUGUUAAGGGAACUGAGUGCCUGGAGUUUAUACUGUGCCUAUGUAAAAUGUUGCUCUGGGUCAAAGAAUGAAGUUUUUCCAACUCCUCUGGGGGAGGAACUAUCCCUCCCUCAGAUCCAGCAGUUUGUUUCAACAGAGUCUUACACAAAAGAUAUUCCUAUGUUUGUGACACUUGUGUUCAUUUAAGCCAAAUAAAUGUUAAUUUGUAAGGCUAGACAUCAGCCUUUGGCAGAAAGGUAGCAGGAAGCUCUUCUGUGAGUAGUCACUGCACUGAAUAAAAUGCAGAAAAUACUGGAGAAGUUUUGAAACUCAGUGUGUUGGAUUUUCAAGUCCAAUUACAGACAGCUUAUAAGGUGUAUCAGAAGCCUGCAAUUUGAGACCGUCUCUGUUUUGUUCAUAGGAGAUGAUUUUUGUGGUUUGCACACGUGCAAUCUGAGAAUGUCGUUGACAAGAAGGCUGAGUUUACAUAAAUGAUCUAGAUUGAGACUCAGCUACCUUUCUUCCUUCUGUGGUGUAAUUACAGCCCAAUCUGGAGACAGCUAGCACAGCAAACAGAUUUCAUUACAUCCCUCACUCAAACACUAAGUGGAGUUAUUUCUGUUAAAUUCUCUCCUCCCUCCUUUUCCCCCUGCACUCCCUCCCCAUUGCACAGCUUGUUUGUCAUAGAUCAGCGUGUUGCAUUCCACCAAAUGCAAAAUAUAAAUAAAAACUCUAUCCUCUAAAAAUAUAUUGAAAAUACAUCCUGUGUAAUGUACAUAAUAUUCUGUGUACAUUAUGCCCACAUCAUACCAUGAUAUUUUAUGUAUAAUAAGCAACCUUGAGUCACAAUCAUUGUUUAGAAGCAGCAUCCAGAACUCAGGACUCACUUUGUUCUGGAGAAUGGCUUAAACACCAGACCCCUUCUUACUUGCACUUUCUCUUUUGCCUGCCCUGGCAUUUUCCCUCUUCCCGAACUCUGGCACUUUUCCCUGAGUACUGUUGUUUCUGCAGCAGGAAGGCUGAAGACAGAAGAGAAGCACUGAGAAGUGUGGUUUAUUCCAAGCAGUUACCCAUGAAGUUCCCUGAAGUUCUCCUAAUAAAAAAAUGUGCUUGAAAGUACUACCUAAGUUCAACCAGAGUCAUAUUUCAGCUUUCUUUGGCUCUUGUUUUUACAUAUUACAUAACGUAAGAGCCAUUCAUCAUUUUUUCUUUGUCUUACAUCUGUGUUAAUUGCUUCAUAAUGAUUUAGGGCUGCAAAAAGCUUGGGUUGCUGGAGAUAUUCUGAGUCACUUCACCUCAGCUGUGUGAAAGAAAUACCAAACAUAUUGCAAAACUAUGUACACCUCAUUUAUUUUUUCACACAAGUCUUUAUUUGUACUUGUUACCAGUAAAGGGGAAUCACUAAAAAUUAA